Olea europaea var. sylvestris is the source of this 701-nucleotide messenger RNA. RefSeq names its product glycine cleavage system H protein 2, mitochondrial-like. The annotation marks the transcript as partial. Lineage: Eukaryota; Viridiplantae; Streptophyta; Magnoliopsida; Lamiales; Oleaceae. Gene Ontology annotation, cellular component: mitochondrion; glycine cleavage complex; cytoplasm. The record is from RefSeq and is a predicted model, not a curated record. Gene Ontology annotation, biological process: glycine decarboxylation via glycine cleavage system; protein lipoylation. The transcript is spliced from 2 exons.
UGUCCAUCGAGAUACAAUCUUGCCAAAAUAUUUCCUCUCGAACUUAAUGCAGUUAUCAAGGAUUUCAAGUAUGCCGAGACUCAUGAAUGGGUGAAAGUUGAUGGCAGUUCUGCUACGGUUGGCAUAACCGAUCAUGCUCAAGAUCACUUGGGCGAUGUUGUGUAUGUUGAACUGCCUGAAGUGGGAGCUGCCGUGACACAAGGUGGAAGUUUUGGUGCUGUCGAAAGCGUUAAAGCAACUAGUGACAUCAACUCCCCUAUUUCAGGGAAGGUGGUUGAAGUUAAUGAAGAGCUUAAUAAUUCUCCUGGUUUGGUUAAUGCAAGCCCAUAUGAAAAUGGAUGGAUCAUAAAGGUGGAGAUCGAGAAUUUGGACGAGGUAAAAUCCUUGAUGGACUCUAACCAGUACUCAAAAUUCUGUGAAGAAGAAGAUGCUAAUCACUGAAGGAGAAGGCUCACAAUUCCAAUGAAGAUACACUUCUUUGGAGGAUUUUUCUUCUAGUUGGCAAUGACGAUGGACAGUGCAUAAUUAUGUUAUUUUUCUCUUUUUCCUUAUCCUCGGCAGCACGUUUCUUUCCUUUUUUAAGUUCUUGUUGAAUGCGAAUUGAAUUAAGAAUAAAUUUUCUUAAGUUGAAAAGCACCUGAGUAUUUAGUAUUUUUGCAAGAUCCUGAAAUUGAAAUUGCAAUAUUUUAACAAUCUUUCAA